Molecule: messenger RNA, 3045 nt
Organism: Phasianus colchicus (ring-necked pheasant)
Lineage: Eukaryota; Metazoa; Chordata; Aves; Galliformes; Phasianidae
Source: RefSeq, a predicted model, not a curated record
AUUUUGACGUCAGCCCGCAGGUUCUACAUCUUUAUUUCAACUCGCUCCUGCGUUUCGCUGCUGGAGGGGGUGAACAAAUGGCUACACGUUGCUGAGCUGCCUUCCAGGGUAAACCAUAACACUGCUCUGUGGAGAGAUUUCUAAGAGAAGCAGCUAACUGGACAAGAACAAUAAAAUAGCUUACUCAUUUCCAGCACCUUCUAAAACUGUAGGCUAUUUCAGAGCACAUCAUGCUAGGAGUCAAAUAGAAGUAACAACUGUCUGUCUAAGUCUUGUGUGUUGGCAGCCCUUUUUCCUCAUAGUGCAUUGGUUGCUCUGAGCCUCCAACCGGUGGCAGCUGAGUCAUAGGCAGCUUAUGGGUUUUCAGCUUCAAUUCAGCUCCACAGGAUCACCAGGACUUAGGUGAUCUUGCUGCUGUGGAAGAAAGUGAAAUUACACAGCUGUGGGCAUCGUUAAGCCAAUCAGAAAUCUGCCUCUUCUCCAGAUUCAUGCUGCAGUGUACCACUCCCAGGUGGUGUGCUCUCUCUCUCACCUGCAGACAGUUAGCCUUCCCAGGGAGGUUUAACAGCUGCAGGGAGCUGGGCCAGGCCGGGAGGCGGUCUGAAUAUGUUCAGGGUUACAUUGUAUUUGUUAACAUAAGAUUAGUAUGGGAAUUCUAGUGCUGUGGUCCUGUGGAGGCCAAGCAAGCCAAGUACAGGGACACUGCAGUCUCUGUGGCACCAACAGACAGCAAGCACAGGAGAAAGGAGGCCAUGUGGGCAAACAGGGCAGAUACAGCCACACAGGACACAGAAUAAGGGCUGGGAGGGGUGGUCCCUGGGUGCCUCUGCCUCAUGCUGUGAACCACCCUGAGUGAUUGUGGGCAAUGGCAAUAGCACUGGUUGGGCCCAAGAGCCUCUGGUGCUGGAAAGACUGUUGAAGCAGACAGCCGUUAAUCUGCAGCCAGUAGUGCUCGCAGCUCCCUGGCUCUGAAAGGUUCUGUGCAGGUGGUAGUUUCCACAGAGGCCGAGUCUUCUUCCUCGAGCACUGUGCUGCUCCUGUAAAGUGGAAUUGCCAGGCCACAGCCUGAAGCAAUGGUUGAGCACCAGGUGAGAAGACAUGUCCAACCCAGGAAGCUCAGGAGCAAGCCAUGCAUCUGAGUGACUGGAAGGGGUGGAACCUGGAUCCAUCUCUCCUCACUCUCAUUUCAGGAGCUACUGGGUCUUAUUCUGUGAAGCGGAGGCUGCUGUAGGCUGGAACUAACUGCUGAUGUCAAUUAAUUCUGCAAGGAAGUUUGUUAGACUGACAUAAAGUCCUUCAGGAAAUACAUGAAGAUGGAUGAGACCUACUGAAAAAUCUUCUGCAUUCUCUUUCGUCUGGAAGUCUUACCAGUGUAUAUGACUCCCUGAUCGUGGUAGCUCAUCUGUCUGCAUUGAAUGCAUUUUCAAAAACAUAAUGCUUUUUCAUUGCCAGUAAUAGUAACAAAUCUGCUCUGAUGCUGGAGUAUCAGCAAGUGAAGAAAAUUUCUCUACUAAAAGUUUUGAUGUAAUAGAAAAUGUUGGCAUGACCUCUACUGACAGAAAAGAAGUUCUCCUCAACGGUUUUUAAUAUGCAGAGAAAUGAGAGUUCAGCUAAAAAGCUGCAUAUGCAGAAAUGCCUCUCAUUUACUCAUGUUGACACAGCAUCGGUUUCAGGAAUUUCUGAAAAUCUUAAAGUUAGCAAAGAACCUGAAGCACAGAUUUUAAACUACAAUCUAGAGAUACCACCUCAAGCCCAAGUCAUAUCAGUACCACUUUCUUGUUUCUCACCUAUAAUGCAGCAACUGAUAUCUACCAGAAUUAAACACGUCUCUGAAGUAAGGGAGGCUACAGAAAUACCAACUGUUACUUAUAUUUGGCCAGUAUUAAAGAUAGGAGAGGCUUGCAAAUGCUCCUGGGGCAGACUUCCAAAUUCCUUAAUAUCAAACAGCCCAAACAUAGCAAGGCGCUGCUCUAGUCCUGAUGUAGUAACUGAAGAUGUAACGUGUUCCCAAGUAACCCCAGUGAAACAGCCCGUACAAGGAGAACACAGCAGCAAGACAACAAAAUCAUAUCCUCUUAUUUUAAAGUCUUCCAAUACUGUUGUUUCAGGAAUUCUGAGAUCAUUGGCUAAUGCUGAGAAUAAGGAUUAUAAGAAUAUUUUACCACUUUCAUCUAUUAGCCCUAUUGGAAAGAAAGUGAAAAUUCCAUUUAAGGAAAAUGCUAUGAUAAUUCAUAAUGGAGAAGUCUACAUCCCUUACAUAAUAAGACAUGAAACUUCAUCAACAGGAAUGGAAAUACACAGUCAAGAUCCGUUGCUCAGGAAGAUCACAGUUUCUUUCAUUACUUGCAGAAUUAUCCGUGAAAGGACAGAACAGUUCCUCAAGAAGGCUGCUUUCCCAUCUGAAGAACUACAAAAUAGAAAUGAGAGAGAAGCACAGCAUAAAAUAGACAAAGAACUAAGAAAGAAAUCUGGUGGUGUUAAAGAUAUAAGAAUACAUCUCAAGAGGAUAAAUUCCAGUGAACUUAAAGAAGAUUUUGGCAAAGCUUCUACAUUUAAAUGGAAGUUCCCCAAGAAGGCUACUUCCCCAUCUGAAGAAUCACAAAGAAGAACUGAGAGAGUAGCGCAACAGAAAGAAGACAAUGAACUAAGAAGGAAAUUUGGUAUUGUUAAAGAUAUAAGAAUCCAUCUCAAGAGGUUAAAAUUUCCACGUGAUUCAGUUGUUUAUCUGCAGCAAAGUUAGCAAUCAGUAACAAAUUACUGUUUCUCUUUGAUCUAUUAUCUCUUGUUCAGUCUGUAGGGUUCAAGUCACAUUUUGUCAGCUAAACCUUAAACUAAUGUCUACUGCUCCUUCCACGAUCUUUGAGAAACUUUUGUUGUCCCGAAGUGAAAACUACAUUGAUGUACACUCAUGAAAAUUCAUGAAAACGUGCUAUAACUUUUUGUGAAAUAUUUCAAGGCCAGAUAAAGCAAAACUUUCCAGAGUAUGUUAAAAGAGCACAGAUAUGAAUUACUUCUCUUUUUUCCUUUCUGCCACUACCAAAAUAA